AUUGAUAUAUAGGUAUACACUAACAGGUCACGCCGAGUUGUCAUAACAACGUCAUUACAUGUAAGAUAAAAAUAGUUUUUCCGGGAAGAAUUCAGACGCCCUUAGCACAAUGGCGGAACUCAAUGAGUUUGCGAACAAUCUUGAAAGAGAACUCACUUGUUCUAUAUGURCAGAGAUCUUUACCAACCCGAAGACGUUGAAAUGUCUACACAGUUUCUGUCUGAAAUGCAUAUCUGACUGGAACGCGUCAUGCAGACGGGAAAGACGACCACUUACGUGUCCUUUAUGUAAGGCAAUAGAGGGACUCGAAGGCAAUGACGUGUCUAGUCUUCCUUCUUCGUUUCAUCUUCAACCUCAAUUGCAACUUCUUCACAAUGUGAGAAUAAGUGCUGACUCUCGAGAACAGCAAGAAUUGCCAGACUGCUAUGUCAAAAACCGAAUGCAUUGUAAGAAAAGAUAUCACGACAACAAUAAGUUGGACUUUUACUGUACAACAUGCAAAGAAUGUAUUUGCCUGAAAUGUAACGCAACAGAACACAAACUACACCGCACAGUGACCGUUGAGGAAGCAGCAGAACAAGUAAAAGUGUUAAUAAUGCGAGAUAUGAAUCGAAUGCUGAAAGUUAAAGAAAAUUACGAAAAAGAACUUGAACUAUCUAAGAAGAAUAUGACAAGAAUUGAACAAGAAACUAACGCAGCAAUAAAGGAAGUCAGCGAUGAAGUCGAGAAACACUUCAAAGUCUUGAGAGAACAUAAAACAGCUGUGAUUGAAACCCUGCAGACUAAACUUCAGCAACAGAAAACACAGAACGACGAAGAACAAAGAGAAAUACGUGAUGAAAUCGAACGACUUUCUGAAUUCAACCUUCGAGGUCAGACAUUGGUCGAUGAAAAUGUAGUACAUUUCAUUGUCAAAAUCCAGCAUGAUCUUUCUCAAAGAUGUGAAACAUUUCUUGAAAUACAAUCAAUAUUGGCCAGCAAACCAAUUAAACGUAACGCAAGUGUACGGUACACACACAACCAACAAGUCACGCAAGCCCUGCAAGAUAUUGGAAAGGUUGUGGAGAGCGUGACUGAAACUUCAUGUUGUUCAAUUGAAAAUCUAAAUGACAUCAGGUGUGGCUUUGUCAAUCGUUUUGAGGUUGUAACUCAAAAUUCCCAGAAACAACCUCACAUUACUUGUCAAGGAUCCAUUGAUGUUCAAAUCCAAGAUGSCGAUGGCAUUAAUGUAGAGAAGGAAGUGAGUCAAAGUGAUACUGGGAAAUACACCGUGACGUACCGAGCAGAAAAAACAUGUGAUUACACAAUCCAUGUAAGAAUUGGUGGACAAAAGAUCGAGAACUCACCACAGACUGUGAAGACACGUGAUGUCAGAGACGAGUUUAAACCUGUGAAAACCUUUGGAGAGAAAGGAAGUGCAAGGGGACAGUUAAACUAUCCCCAGUCACUAGCAGUAAGUGAUAGAGGAGAGGUAGCCAUUGCUGACUAUGCUAAUCAUCGUAUUGUAGUAUUCAGUAUUGAUGGUGAAUAUUUGCGACAUUUUGGCGACAAAGGAACAGGAAAAGGUCAACUUACCUAUCCAGGUCGUGUGGUCUUUAAUAAAGACCGUUUACUUGUUACAGAUAAUAGCGAUGGUACCGGACGAUUACAGGAGUUUGACUUGAAUGGUACCUACUGCAGAACUAUUUACAAACAGCGAGGUGUUCAAUUAUCUGUUAUGUGUUCAGCACAUGAAAGCAUUGCAGUUUGUUAUAAAAUCCAAAACAGACCUCAGUCAGGAAUAAAAGUAUUCAAUAAACAAUCUGGUGAAAUAAUGCAAGAAAUUCCUUCUGUUAACAAUAAUGAUAUACCUUGUUACAUUACUUAUGGCAAUGGUAAAUACUUUGUAUCAAAUACAAACAGACACUCUAUCAGGGUUUAUGAUAAUAGCGGUGGAUUUCUCUACACAUUUAGAGAGGAAGGAAAUGGAGAUGGACAGUUCAAACGUCCAUGUGGUUUUGCUGUUAUAAGUGAUGUAAUCCUUGUUUGUGAUUCUUAUAAGGACUGUGCUCAGAUGCUGAAUCAAGACGGUCAGUUCAUAAGGUCUUUUGGUGGCAGUGGUUCAGGUCUUGGUCAAAUGAAUUCACCAGUAGAUAUCACAGUUACCCCAGAUGGUCGAGUUUUUGUACUUGAAUGUGGAAAUAGGCGUGUUCAUGUGUGGCGAUAGAAAUAUUGUAAACAAUAAUUAUACUUUUCUACGGACUUAAGUUACUACACACAAUUUACACACAAAAAUAGCAAAUAUAAAAGUAGAUGAUGUUGUUUAGAAAACAUUUUUGUAUCAGCUAGAACAGUUUAUCACUUUAAAUCAAUUUUUUCGCCUUGCAUUUGACUUUUGUUCGUACAGUGCGUUUUUUUAAUGUUUGCGUUCUUGAACAAUAUAAUUGAAAAUUACACAGGGAGCCCAAACAGUGUGCUUGCAAACAGUAUCUCUCUGACAGUAUCUCGUUGAUUAAUUUCUUAGAUUAAUAUUGGUUUGAAAUGCAAGCAAAUCGCAGAAUAACUACAGUGUAAAAAUUACAAAGGAGAGUAUACUAUUAAGGCCUACACUACAAUGAGAUACAGAGAUACAGAGAUACAGAGAUACAGAGAUACAAAGAUACAAAGAUACAAAGUU
Molecule: messenger RNA, 2656 nt
Organism: Exaiptasia diaphana
Lineage: Eukaryota; Metazoa; Cnidaria; Anthozoa; Actiniaria; Aiptasiidae
Product: E3 ubiquitin-protein ligase TRIM71
Exons: 1
Coding region: 110-2206 (698 amino acids)
Biological process (GO): proteasome-mediated ubiquitin-dependent protein catabolic process; protein polyubiquitination
Molecular function (GO): protein binding; zinc ion binding; ubiquitin protein ligase activity
Source: RefSeq, a predicted model, not a curated record